UCUCGGGUCCAAUAGAUGUUCGCCUGGCUGUAUAAAAGGAGGGCGGCUGCCUGCCUCUUGCUGGCGUUUGGAGAAACAGUAGUUAUCCGUUCGUCGUUUGUCAUGGCUCGCACUAAGCAGACUGCUCGUAAGUCCACUGGCGGCAAGGCGCCGCGCAAGCAGCUGGCCACUAAAGCGGCCCGCAAGAGCGCUCCCGCCACAGGCGGCGUGAAGAAGCCGCACCGCUACCGGCCUGGCACCGUGGCCCUGCGCGAGAUCCGCCGCUACCAGAAGUCCACGGAGCUGCUGAUCCGCAAGCUGCCGUUCCAGCGGCUGGUGCGCGAGAUCGCGCAGGACUUCAAGACCGACCUGCGCUUCCAGAGUUCGGCCGUGAUGGCGCUGCAGGAGGCGUGCGAGGCCUACCUGGUUGGGCUCUUCGAGGACACCAACCUGUGCGCCAUCCACGCCAAGCGCGUCACCAUCAUGCCCAAGGACAUCCAGCUUGCCCGCCGCAUUCGCGGGGAGAGGGCGUAAAUUUGUUGCCCACUUGAGUGCCAACUUUAAACCCAAAGGCUCUUUUCAGAGCCACCCACAUCAUCAAAUAAGGGUUGUACCACAAAGGAUUAGGAUUACCCCUACUCCCAACAAAGCUGGAGCAGAGCGGAAGUCCAUCCCACCGUCCUCUCCCUACUCCCGCAGCCAAGUAAACCCUGGACUUGUGUGAGAGAUGAGGUUCUAACCGUAUUCGCCUUCCAGGUAGCACUCCAUGCCUAGUUUUAUGUAACUUUAUGAAUCUGAGAAGCAAUUAGCAAAUCCCCUAUGUAAUGCUCGGUUUAGCACCUUGGCUGCUGUAACCCAGCUUGUUUGUGCGUUAACCAACUGCCAGAGAUGGCGCUGAAAGAAGAUAGUUUAAGCUGCAGGCCUGACAGAACACGACACAUGACGCAUGUUCUUCCUUGCCUAGCUGCCCUUAAGAAACACCUCAUUUAUAUGAAAGCUCUGCGCCGCACCCCCGCCCCCACCCCGCCCCU
Messenger RNA from Capra hircus (goat), 1010 nucleotides. RefSeq names its product histone H3.1-like. The record is from RefSeq and is a predicted model, not a curated record. The transcript has a single exon. Gene Ontology annotation, molecular function: structural constituent of chromatin; protein heterodimerization activity; DNA binding. Gene Ontology annotation, cellular component: nucleosome. The coding region runs from base 16 to 513 and encodes 165 amino acids. NCBI's taxonomy places the organism in Eukaryota, Metazoa, Chordata, Mammalia, Artiodactyla, Bovidae.